This is a messenger RNA of Paraphaeosphaeria sporulosa, 1323 nucleotides long. Its product is annotated as acyl-CoA dehydrogenase NM domain-like protein. NCBI's taxonomy places the organism in Eukaryota, Fungi, Ascomycota, Dothideomycetes, Pleosporales, Didymosphaeriaceae. The record is from RefSeq and is a predicted model, not a curated record. Bases 1 to 1323 code for a protein of 440 amino acids. Gene Ontology annotation, biological process: butyrate catabolic process; fatty acid beta-oxidation using acyl-CoA dehydrogenase. The transcript has 2 exons. Gene Ontology annotation, molecular function: flavin adenine dinucleotide binding.
AUGAACUUCUCCAUCCCGCCCGCGCUCCAGCAGUACCUCGCCGACCUAGACGCCUUCAUAGAAGCCAAGAUCGUACCCUUGCAGAAGAAGGACGACAACGACCGGUUUUUCGAUCACCGUCGCGAACACGCACGCACAGACUGGGACAACGGCGGCCUGCCGCGCCCCGAAUGGGAAGCUCUCCUGGGCCAAUGCCGCCGUCUCGCCGAUGAAGCUGGGUUCUACCGACUCUCCCUGCCAAAGCAGUACGGCGGGCGCAGCGCCGAGGACGGCCGCGGGAGCAAUCUCUGGAUGGCGGUCAUACGCGAGCACCUCGCCGCGAAAGGGCUGGGUCUAUUCAACGACCUGCAGAAUGAGCACUCUGUCGUGGGCAAUUUCCCGGAUGUGGUGAUGGUGAUGAAUUAUGGGAAUGCGCAGCAGCGGGAGGAGUUGAUUGGGGGACGGUUGAAGGGGAAGGUGAGGAUUACGUUUGGGUUGACGGAGCCUGGGCAUGGGAGCGAUGCGACGCAUAUGGAGACGAGGGGCAGGCCGGAGAAGAGGAACGGGGUGGAUGGGUGGGUGUUGGACGGAAGGAAGAAGUGGCAGACGGGGAUGCAUGCUGCAACGCAUUGCUUUAUCUUUGCGCGGACACAGGGGGAGAACGGGCAGGCUAAAGGUAUAAGCUGCUUUGUGGUGCCGAGGGAGACGCCUGGUUUGGAAGUGGAGAGUUACGAGUGGACACUCAACAUGCCCACCGACCAUGCCACCGUCUCCAUCAAAAACGUCUGGGUCCCCUCGACCGCGGUCCUCGGGCCCAUCCACAACGGCCUCGGCGUCGCGCAAGCCUUCGUCCACGAAAAUCGUAUCCGGCAAGCCGCCUCCUCACUCGGCGCAGCCAUCUACUGCGUCCAAGAAUCCGUCUCAUACGCCAACGCCCGCGCCCCCUUCGGCACCCCCCUCUCCCACAAUCAAGCCAUCCAGUUCCCUCUCGUCGAGCUCGCCACCCAGUGCGAGAUGCUGCGCCAACUGAUCCGCAAGACCGCCGUCGAGAUGGACAGCAUGCCGCACGUCGAGGUGGAAAAGCGCAUCGGGGAUAAGGUCUCCAUGUGCAAUUACUGGGCUAACAGGCUGUGCUGCGAGGCUGCGGAUCGCGCGAUACAGGUCCAUGGCGGCAAUGGGUAUAGCAGGCAUUGGCCGUUUGAGCAUAUCUGGCGGCACCAUAGGCGGUACCGGAUCACGGAAGGGAGCGAGGAGAUUCAGAUGAGGAAGGUUGCGGCAUAUUUGUUUGGGUUUGGGGGGCGGAAGAGUUUGGUGGACGCGACGGCCAAGGAGGCGAAGCUGUAG